UGCUGUGGAUGGAGGCUCAGCUGUUUCCCCCACAGUGCGUUCCCUUGCAGUAUAAAGGCUGCAGCAGAGGCGCAGAGCUGCUGGAAACAUCUGGAGCAGCAGCUGCGCACUGACAGCUGCAGGAUGCGCGUCUUCUCUCUCCUCUGCACACUCGGCUUCCUGCUCAAGGAGACGCAGGCAUGGGGCUUCAAAAACGGAAUAUUUCAUAACUCAAUAUGGCUGGAACAAGCAGCUGGAGUUUACCACCGGGAGUCGCGCAAAGGGAGAUACCAGCUGACAUAUAAAGAGGCCAAAGCUGUCUGCAAAUACGAGGGAGGGAAUCUGGCCACUUACGAACAACUGGAGGCGGCUCGUCAAAUAGGUUUCCAUGUGUGCGCUGCUGGAUGGUUUGACAGAGGACAUGUUGGAUACCCCAUCGUCAAAUCCGGAGCCAACUGCGGCUUCGGGAAGAUCGGCGUCAUCGACUACGGAGUGAGGAGGAACAAGAGCGAGAGGUGGGACGUGUACUGCUACAACCCCGACUCUAAGGAGUGCGGUGGAGUGCUGACGGACCAGCAGAGGAUCAUUCAGUCUCCGGGCUUCCCGGAGGAGUACCAGGACCAACAAAUCUGCUACUGGCACAUCCGAGCGCGCCUGGGCCAGAGGAUCCGCCUCCACUUCCUGGAGUUCGACGUGGAGGAGGACACGGGGUGUCUGGCAGAUUACCUGGAGGUGUACGACAGCUACGACGACGUCGCCGGCUUCGCUGGGAGAUUCUGUGGCGAUUAUUUACCCGACGACAUCGUCAGCACAGGAAACGUGAUGACGCUGAAGUUCCUCUCCGACGCUUCAGUCACAGCCGGGGGCUUCCAGCUACAAUACAUAGCCUCUAAUGCGUCUCUGUUUUCACACAAUUACACUCAUUAUUUCCACUGACCGACGGUUUGAUGCACUGAUAUAAUCCUGUUGCUGUUGGUUACAUCGGGUACUGUAAUUAAUUAAGUCUUUUUUUUUAGCUGAUUAAAGAAAUAAUUCUGUCGUUAAACUGUGUUGCAGUUCCUGUCAUUGUUCUUACGUUAUAGAUCAAAUAAACAAUCCUCA
Messenger RNA from Cottoperca gobio, 1080 nucleotides. RefSeq names its product tumor necrosis factor, alpha-induced protein 6 (gene tnfaip6). The coding region runs from base 124 to 915 and encodes 263 amino acids. Gene Ontology annotation, molecular function: hyaluronic acid binding. The record is from RefSeq and is a predicted model, not a curated record. Gene Ontology annotation, biological process: cell adhesion; negative regulation of inflammatory response. NCBI's taxonomy places the organism in Eukaryota, Metazoa, Chordata, Actinopteri, Perciformes, Bovichtidae. The transcript is spliced from 7 exons.